AUGGCUCAGCAAAUCCUUCACCAACCAAACAGCGAUGACUAUAAAGGAACGACAUGGCCGCCAUGGGGCACUGUGAAUCUUCAGGCAGCUCUUGACCGGUUCAGCACCGCCAUCAUGACGCACACGAGUUUCGUUCAAGCUUCCACCGUGCUAUCCUCUCUUCUCGCACUCACAGCUGGUCAAACGUCCACCACUUCUUCUAAUGGCGGGUGGAGCACUACGCUCGCUGGCACGCCCACCUACUUCAACCCGGUCUUUACCAUUCCUCCAUCUGCGGACAAGGGCGUUCAGCAGAUUCCCAACAUCUAUGAUUCACAAGCCGUGGAUGCGCAAGAUGUUUGCCCUGGUUACACGGCAUCAAACCUUCAACAGAGUCCUCGCGGCCUGACCGCCACAUUGACCUUGGCCGGAAAGCCAUGCAAUGUUUACGGCACCGAUAUCCAGGAGCUAGAGUUGAAAGUCGAGUACCAGGCCCAGGGAAGGCUGUCAGUCAACAUCGUACCAAAAUACAUUGGUGCAAGCAACCAAUCGCACUGGAUCGUCCCCGAAGAUCUCAUUCCGCGUCCUCAGGUCGAAGAAUCAUCCGAACAGACCGACCUCAAGUUCAACUGGGGCAACGAGCCAUCUUUUUGGUUCAAUGUCGAGCGCUCCUCGACCGGAGACGUCAUCUUCACAACUCAAGGCACCCAUCUCAUUUAUGAAAAUCAAUUUGUUGAGUUUGUAAACAGCCUGCCAGAGGACUAUAAUCUCUACGGUCUGGGUGAACGAAUUCACGGUCUUCGUCUCAACAACAACUUCACUGCGACCAUCUAUGCUGCUGACGUAGGUGAUCCUAUCGACCGCAACCUGUACGGUAGUCAUCCUUUUUACCUAGAGACACGGUACUUUGAGAAGGGCGAAAACUGUAGCACCAAGCCCUUGACGCAGUCCGAGAUCGGCCAGAAGAAAGAUGCCAAAACAAAUGGUUCGCCUUACGAGUCGCGUUCUCACGGCGUUUAUUACCGCAACACCCAUGGUAUGGACGUAGUGCUGAAACCUGAUCACCUAACUUGGAGGACUUUGGGAGGUGCUAUUGAUUUGUACUUCUUCGACGGACCUUCUUCGACGGACGUCACUAAAGCGUAUCAAAAGUCGGCUAUUGGUCUACCAGCAAUGCAGCAAUACUGGACUUUUGGCUUUCAUCAAUGCCGUUGGGGUUACCGCAACUGGACCGAGACUAGAGAAAUCGUUGAGACCAUGAGAGCUUUCAACAUCCCAAUGGAAACCAUAUGGCUCGACAUUGACUACAUGGAUCAGUACCGUGACUUUACGCUGGAUCCCGUCACUUUCCCUCCAUCUGAAGUGGCCGACUUCUUUGGAUGGCUGCAUAGAAACAAUCAGCAUUUCGUACCAAUUGUUGAUGCAGCUAUUUACAUUCCAAACCCGCAGAAUGCAAGCGAUGCAUAUGACACAUAUACGCGCGGCAAUGAAUCUGGUGUGUUCUUGUCCAACCCAGACGGCAGCCAAUAUAUCGGUGCUGUCUGGCCUGGGUAUACCGUUUUCCCUGAUUGGUUGUCGCCCAAUGGCGUAUCUUGGUGGGUGAAGGAGAUGGUCGAGUGGUACAAAGAGGUACCAUAUAGUGGUUUCUGGGUUGACAUGACUGAAGUCUCUUCUUUCUGCGUCGGAUCCUGCGGUACCGGCAACGUCACCCUGAACCCGGCUCAUCCGCCCUUCUCGCUUCCUGGUGAGGUGAAUAAUGUUAUCUAUGAUUACCCGGAGAGCUUCAACAUCACAAAUGGUACCGAGGCGGCGUCCGCUUCUGCAGCAGCUUCUGCUCAAGCUUCUAGGAAGGCAACUGCGACGGCGACGGUGACCGACGAAGUGACUUCUACUUCGACAAGCUACUUCCGCUCGACCCCUACCGCUGGGGAGCGAAACAUCAACUAUCCUCCUUAUGUCAUCAAUCACGUACAAGAUGGCGCUGAUCUUGCUGUUCAUGCUGUCAGCCCCAAUGCAACCCAUACGAAUGGUGUGGAGGAAUACGAUGUCCACAACCUCUUCGGUCACCAGAUCAUCAAUGCUACUUAUCAAGGUCUCAUUUCGGUGUUUCCUGGGAAGCGACCCUUUAUCAUUGGACGUUCCACAUUUGCUGGCAGCGGCAAGUGGGCUGGUCAUUGGGGUGGUGACAAUGCUUCUAGAUGGGCCUACAUGUUCUUCUCGAUUCCACAAGCACUUUCCUUUUCAUUAUUCGGUAUUCCGAUGUUUGGUGUCGAUACCUGCGGAUUCAACGGAAACACUGACAUGGAGCUUUGCUCUCGAUGGAUGCAGCUUUCGGCCUUUUUUCCCUUUUACCGCAACCACAACGUACUCUCCGCCAUUCCUCAAGAGCCCUACCGAUGGGAGGCUGUGGCUUCUGCUUCAAGGACUGCAAUGCACAUUCGCUACUCUCUGUUGCCGUACAUGUACACGCUAUUCAAUGACGCUCACAAGACUGGAUCAACUGUGAUGCGCGCGCUAGCAUGGGAGUUCCCCAACGAACCCCAACUCGCUGGUGUGGAUACACAGUUCUUGCUUGGGCCAAACAUCCUAGUCACACCUGUCCUUGAGCCUCAAGUCGAUACUGUCAAGGGAGUGUUUCCUGGUAUUGUUGACGGCGAGACGUGGUUUGACUGGUAUUCUGGCGAGCGUGUUCAGGCUGAGGCUGGUGUAAACACGACUAUCUCAGCACCUUUGGGUCACAUCCCUGUAUACAUUCGCGGAGGUUCAGUCCUACCUAUCCAGGAGCCUGGAUACACGACUACCGAGUCCCGUCAGAACCCCUGGGGUCUCAUUGUCGCACUCUCCAGCGAAGGCGGCGCAUCUGGCCACCUAUACAUUGACGAUGGCGAAUCCAUCGAGCCAGAGUCGUGCCUGGAUGUUACGUUUGCUGCUAUAAGCGGAAAGUUGGAGGUUGAUGUUCAAGGCGAGUUCAAGGACACCAACGCACUCGCCAACGUGACAGUGUUGGGAGCUCCGGAGGUCCAACACGUCAAGCUGAAUGGUGAGGCCAUAGACGCCAGCCAUGUCGAUUACAACAAGACCAGUGGCGUUUUGAAGCUGACGGGACUUACUGAAUUGACAAGUUCCGGAGCUUGGCAGGGUAGCUGGACGCUGACUUGGGAAUAA
Messenger RNA from Bipolaris sorokiniana ND90Pr, 3144 nucleotides. Its product is annotated as glycoside hydrolase family 31 protein. Lineage: Eukaryota; Fungi; Ascomycota; Dothideomycetes; Pleosporales; Pleosporaceae. Bases 1 to 3144 code for a protein of 1047 amino acids. The record is from RefSeq and is a predicted model, not a curated record. Gene Ontology annotation, biological process: carbohydrate metabolic process. The transcript is spliced from 3 exons. Gene Ontology annotation, molecular function: carbohydrate binding; hydrolase activity, hydrolyzing O-glycosyl compounds.